This is a messenger RNA of Vicugna pacos (alpaca), 2677 nucleotides long. It is a transcript of the gene KCNJ1, whose product is annotated as potassium inwardly rectifying channel subfamily J member 1. NCBI's taxonomy places the organism in Eukaryota, Metazoa, Chordata, Mammalia, Artiodactyla, Camelidae. The record is from RefSeq and is a predicted model, not a curated record. Gene Ontology annotation, molecular function: ATP-activated inward rectifier potassium channel activity. Gene Ontology annotation, cellular component: plasma membrane. Gene Ontology annotation, biological process: regulation of monoatomic ion transmembrane transport; potassium ion import across plasma membrane.
AAAAAAAAUACAUACCCAGCCUGGGGCUCGGUCUGAGAGCAACCAAUUGCCUUGGUUUAAACGACACAACUCCACUAUCAAAUUAACGUUUUCAAGCUAAUAACAAAUUAGCAUCAGUCCACUGGCCCGAGCCGACGAUAAAUUCGGCUAGGUUUAAAAGAAGUCAGCCUGCAUACAGAGACCGACUCCCAACACCACUUUCUUGCAUUUCCCAGCUGUGGGCGCUUCGGGUCCAAACAUGUUUAAGAUGUUGACCAGGUUGUUGACAGAAAGAAUGCUCAAACAUCUGAGGAAAUGGUUUGUCACUCGCUUUCUGGGGCAUUCCCGGCAAAGAGCAAGGCUGGUCUCCAAAGAUGGAAGGUGCAACAUCGAGUUCGGCAAUGUGGAGGUGCAGUCCAGGCUUAUAUUUUUUGUGGACAUCUGGACAACUGUGCUUGACCUCAAGUGGAGAUACAAAAUGACCAUCUUCAUCACCGCCUUCUUGGGGAGCUGGUUCUUCUUCGGUCUCCUGUGGUAUGCAGUCGCCUACCUUCACAAAGACCUCCCUGAGUUUCAUCCUUCUGUCAACCACACCCCUUGCGUGGAGCACAUUAAUGGCUUGACCUCAGCUUUUCUCUUUUCUCUGGAAACGCAAGUCACCAUCGGAUAUGGAUUCCGCUGUGUGACAGAACAGUGCGCCACCGCCAUCUUUCUGCUGAUCGUCCAGUCUAUUCUCGGAGUCAUCAUCAAUUCCUUCAUGUGCGGCGCCAUUUUAGCCAAGAUCUCCAGACCCAAGAAACGUGCCAAGACCAUUACUUUCAGCAAGAAUGCGGUGAUCAGCAAGCGGGGUGGGAAGCUUUGCCUCCUGAUCCGAGUGGCUAAUCUUCGGAAGAGCCUCCUAAUUAGCAGCCACAUUUACGGAAAGCUUCUGAAGACCACAGUCACCCCCGAAGGAGAGACCAUUAUCUUGGACCAGAUCAAUAUCAACUUUGUGGUCGAUGCAGGAAAUGAAAAUUUAUUCUUCAUCUCCCCCCUGACGAUUUACCACGUCAUUGACCACAGCAGCCCCUUCUUCCACAUGGCCGCGGAAACCCUGCCCCAGCAGGACUUUGAACUAGUGGUGUUUUUAGACGGCACAGUGGAGUCAACCAGUGCUACCUGCCAAGUCCGGACAUCCUAUGUCCCAGAAGAGGUCCUCUGGGGCUACCGUUUUGCCCCCAUAGUAUCCAAGACCAAGGAAGGGAAAUACCGCGUGGAUUUCCAUAACUUCAGCAAGACGGUGGAAGUGGAAACUCCCCACUGUGCCAUGUGCCUUUACAAUGAGAAGGAUGCUAGAGCCAGGAUGAAGAGAGGCUAUGACAACCCCAACUUCAUCUUGUCAGAAGUCAACGAAGUAGAUGACACCAAAAUGUAACAGUGGCUUUUCCACACAAGGAAAGCAACAUCGUGAAGGGACCUAGUGACUAGAAGCAAUAUGAAACAGCCAGCAAUUUGGGGUUAUGAAAGUAUGACCAGAGCCUUUAAAAUCUCCCAGCACAAUGCCCCUGAAGCCUGCAACCAGGAUGCUACGAGACGCGCAGCUCUACAAGGCAACUGCAUUAGACCAUGGAGUGGACUUAUAGGAAUCUGGAAUCUGGAAGCCACAGAAGCUCAUACAGCGUCCUGAAUAGGCUUAUUUGAAAUCAUGCAGUGUUGAUGGGAACAGACAAAAUCAUCCAAAGCCUAUGGACAGACCAAAGGAGAUCUUUUUAAAGAUCUCCCUGAAGGAGUUAUGAGCUUUAGGUAGGAUCAGGGGAAAACUAUAUUCUCACUUUGGUUCUACUGAAAAGAAAGAAGCCACUUUUAUUUUAACAUCGGGGUUUUUUGUUUUUUCAACCGAAGGAUUGUCUCCCAAGUUGGGGGAGAUGAACCAGUCAAAGACAAGAAGAAACACUGCUACACGGGGACACUGGUGAGGCUCUGACCGUCUUCAUCCUGGUUGUUGGAGCUUCCGCCUUGGCCUGGGUCACGCUGGGUUUCCAGAGGAGCAGGGAAAGGCUCGGUCCGUGGACUCCACGAGUCUACCUCUACCUACCCAACGUGGUGAGCAGUGCGGAGCCCAGCCUGCUCUGCGGCAUAUCCGGACUCUGCAGCCAAGCUGGGUUUCAGCCCAGCUGAUCUCACGUGACAUAUUUCAACAGAGGCUGAACCACCACGCUAGAACUUCAAUGAGCGUCUUCCUGUGAAAAACAAUGCUCAAUCUGAAAAUGGGGGUAACGUCUCUUGCAAUUUGUGUUAGAUGGGGUCAGGGGCUACACACCUGUUAAAAGAGUAUUUCCUGAUCUUCCAAGAAGGCAAUGAAGAGCUUGAAGGUGCAAAGUCAGUUUAGAAGGGAAAGGACUGCUAAUGCCUCUGAGAAAAUGUACCUUGUGUUUUUUGGCGGAGGGUUUGGAGGAGCGCGACGGGAGGGGAGUGGGAUGUGAGCCCACAGUGGGGAAAGUGCCGGGCCUUCCUUUCUCCGAGGCCCAACACCACGUCCUCCACGCAGAGACCAACGCCAUGUAAGGACUGAUUGGCGGGGAAGGUUUUACUGCGAACUCUUGUUCUGUUCCCAACCUACGCUGUUUCGAAUGUAUUCUGGAGAGGAUGGUACUGAAAGCUGCUUAGGAAUCAGAAUAUUUCAGUGUGUUGAUUAAUACAUUAAAUCUCUGAAACUGUC